CGGUUCUCCCUGAAGGAUGUCAAGGUUGAGCCGACGGGGUUGAAGGCCACCAACAAGACCAACAUUGGCAACACGUACGCCCUGGGCGUCAAGCACUCUGCCGCCACCAAGGCCAAGAUGUCGGCGGCUAACAAGGGCAAGCCCAAGACCGCCGCCCACAAGGCCAAGCUGUCGGCGGCCCGGAAGGGCAAGCCCAAGACCGCCGCCCACAAGGCCAAGCUGUCGGCGGCUAACAAGGGCAAGGGCAAGGGCAAGCCCAAGACCGCCGCCCACAAGGCCAAGAUAGCCAAGUCCAUGAUGGGCAACACCAACAACAUGAAGAAGGCGACCUAAGGACAUCAGCUGUGUACCUUACUGGCCUGGAUGGUUUGGCUUGUGUGAUGUGCAUGAGUAAUGUGAGAUGCUGGGCAAGAUAUUAGAGUGUAUUACAGGUCAAGUUAGCCUGCAACGGUGCGUUCAACAUGUCAGCAAGUGAUGUAGAUGCUUUGAAGAGUGCUGUCUGUUUUGUGGGUAGAGGCUAGUUCGGUCGACCGUUGGCCUGAGCUGAUGUGGUGUGGGCUCAACCCACGUUCUCUUUGAGGGGUACCAACUUUGUCAGUAUGGGAUGGCCCUUCUGAGUAACCUUUUUGGGGUACGUCGGGGGUCUGGGGGAGCCUGUACAUAUCAAGCACAAAUUAUGUUAUUUGUGUCUGAAGUGUGGGUUGCCUGGUCGCUGCCCGUAGACGAACUGCGCAUGUCCAGCGUUUGUGGUGGGGGUGUGCAAUGCCCUGUGGUGCUGAAUGUUGUUGGCACGGUUGAUGAAACACGCGAAAGUAUGUUCAGUUUACGAUUACAAAGUGGGGUUGUGCCGAAUUGUAGGUGGUGGCAGUGCUGUGCAAGUGUGAGGUUAAAGGGCAAGCAAGGGGCGUGCGGUGCGUGCCAUGUAGCGCAGGACCUUGUCUUGUGUAUGCAGGGUCGCGCACCGGUACCAGCAUUGGGGGCAUUUACGCAUAUGCUGUUGUGACAGGGGACGUGGGCUGAUGAAGGCCACAUGGCGACGGCGCUUGAGGCUGCGGAGUCUUGGACGGGAUGGGGAUGAUCAUGGCUCGGCGCGGGGCUAUGAGGUUGUAAUGUCACAGCUGG
Messenger RNA from Chlamydomonas reinhardtii, 1122 nucleotides. RefSeq lists its product as uncharacterized. The record is from RefSeq and is a predicted model, not a curated record. NCBI's taxonomy places the organism in Eukaryota, Viridiplantae, Chlorophyta, Chlorophyceae, Chlamydomonadales, Chlamydomonadaceae. The coding region runs from base 118 to 333 and encodes 71 amino acids. Gene Ontology annotation, molecular function: DNA binding. The transcript has a single exon.